AUCUCAGCCUGAACUCAAAGAUGUCUUCCACAUCCUUGCUAGUAUUGCUGCUGGGACUGGUGGUUCUCACUACCUCGUCUCUUGCUGACUACCCCAAGCAUCCCCCACUUCAGAAACCACCUACGGAACACCAACCACCAACUAAACCUCCCAAUGGAGAGAAGCCACUCCCCGAACACAAGCCACCAAGUCCAUUUGGCAAACCACCCCAGGGAGAGAAGCCACCACCACAACACAAGCCAUCUGACAAAACUCGUAAGCUUCUCCAGGUAGAGAAGCCGCUUCCGGAGCACAAGCCGCCGGUGAAGAAACCACCUACGGAACACCAGCCACUAACUGAACCUGCCAAGGGAGAGAAGCCAGUUCCCGAACACAAGCCACCAAGCCCAUUUGGCAAACCACCCCAGGGAGAGAAGCCGCCACCAGAACAGAAGCCAUCUGACAAAACUCGUAACCUUCUCCAGGGAGAGAAGCCGGCGGUGAAGAAACCACCUACGGAGCACCAGCCACCAACUGAACCUGCCAAGGGAGAGAAGCCACUCCCCGAACACAAGCCACCAAGCCCAUUCGGCAAACCACCCCAGGGAGAGAAGCCACCACCAGAACACAAGCCAUCUGACAAAACUCGAAACCUACUCGAGGGAGAGAAACAACUCCCGGAGCACAAGCCACCAAGCCCAUUAGGCAAACCACCAAAGGGACAGAAGCCACCAGCUCCUACCCAGAAGCCACCCCACAAACCACCAUCUCCUACCCAUCCCAACUGAGUGACUUUGGUUAGUUUGAGAUUUUGAGUAAUACGUAAAAUAAGAGCUGCUACCCGCUGUGCACUUAUCAUGUUACUCUUUCCCUGCGAGCCUAUAGGUUCUAUGUAUAAGUCACUGCUAUGUUUCUGUUUGAGAAUGGUGAUGAGUACUCAUUGUAGGUUUCUCUACCUUUGUAACACUAUCUCUUUUAUUAUGUAGUAAAUAUUGAGUGUUACUUAUGGUGCUAUCUACAAUCCAGAUUUCCUUCUAUAUAUUUAUAUUUCAUAUUUACUAUUA
Molecule: messenger RNA, 1043 nt
Organism: Vitis vinifera (wine grape)
Lineage: Eukaryota; Viridiplantae; Streptophyta; Magnoliopsida; Vitales; Vitaceae
Product: proline-rich extensin-like protein EPR1
Exons: 2
Coding region: 21-767 (248 amino acids)
Source: RefSeq, a predicted model, not a curated record